Trametes versicolor FP-101664 SS1 is the source of this 492-nucleotide messenger RNA. Its product is annotated as YjgF-like protein. NCBI's taxonomy places the organism in Eukaryota, Fungi, Basidiomycota, Agaricomycetes, Polyporales, Polyporaceae. The record is from RefSeq and is a predicted model, not a curated record. Bases 1 to 492 code for a protein of 163 amino acids. The transcript has 3 exons.
AUGACCGCACUAGCCUCCCCAGGAUCCCAACGGUUUCAAACCGCCAACCCAUACGAGAAGGAGUUCGGGUACUCCAGGGCUGUCCGACGAGGUCCAUUCAUCGCCGUCUCCGGCACCACCUCAAUCGAUCCCGUCUCCGGCCAACUGCGUUAUCCCGGCUCUGCGUACGACCAAGCGCGGGCUAUCUUUGCGGAAAUCGUCAGGGCGGUAGAAGGACUGGGAGGAACCGCAAACGACAUCAUCCGCGUACGCAUGUUCGUGAUGCACGGCUCGGACGCGGACAGCAUCGGGAAGGCGCUGAAGGAGGCUUUGGGAGAAGUCGGCCCUGCGGCGACGAUGAUCGUCGGUGCGCAGUUUGUGUCGUCAGAGAUGCUCGUCGAAAUCGAGGCAGAUGCCGUGACUAUGCCGUCGGUCAACAAACACGUUUGUGUGCGCAUAUAUCCAGUCGAUGACUACGGGUGGACCGGUGUCAAGUCCAUCAUUCGCGACUAA